CGAGUACCUGCGUGGAUUUGCUAGUUACUAUUAGGCAGUUGUGUAGUUGGACGCUUCAGUUCGAGCGUGGUGGUGGAAGUAGCGGCAACUCCAGGAAGGUGCAACUUGUAAGUCGGCGUCGUGGUUUGACUGGGCGAGUCGACUUUCUACAAGAUGAAAGCCGAGAUAUCUUAGAAUAUAGAAGUACGAAGAUGGGUACGAAGAUGAAGAAUGCGAGUAUUUGUAGUGGUACACAAAAAGAUGGAGAAGCGGAAGUAGUUCAAGCUCCAUAUGAAAAAGGAACAAGCCAGGAGGAGGCGAAAAAUACGAAAGUCCUUGGUCCACAACAAGCACUCACGACUCAAGCACCUGCUAGAAGUGCUCAAAGUCCAACCACCGCUGCUGCAGCGGCAGUAGACUCCACCCUGUCUGUUGCGGAACGGAUGGCCAUUAUUUUGACACAAAAGGAGGACUUUAAAGCAGAUCCCCUUUUUGAAUACGAUAGUGAAGAGCCAACCCCUGCCAUCCAAGACAUGCUACGCUCCUUAGGCGUAGCACGGACACUUCUUUUACGGGUACUUAACUACGUUAGCCCAAGCCCAUCUUUGAAGAAGCCAUCAUUUAUUUUCCCGGCAGUUUGGGCUGUUGUUGCCUCUAAUUGUUGAGUGGCUCACGUCUGCGGACACUGGCUUGAC
Amoebophrya sp. A25 is the source of this 674-nucleotide messenger RNA. The record is from the annotation of a GenBank genome assembly. Lineage: Eukaryota; Dinophyceae; Syndiniales; Amoebophryaceae.